AUUCCUAGACUUAGGCCCCGUUUCCAGGCCUCUAAAGGGUGAAUUGGUUUGGUUUUGUGAGUCGCAGAGGCCCGGAGGCCUCCUGCUUGAGUGGCUCGAUGUCUGGGAGGCUCUGCUUCCUCGGGAUGGAGUGAUAGGCCUGGGGGAGGAAGAUGUCUGGGGAGCAGAAUUACAGUUGCCUAGUUUCACCUCAGGCUGAGAAGCACAGGCGAGCAAGGAACUGGACUGACACCGAAAUGAGGGCGCUGGUGUACGUGUGGGAUGAAUUUGUCACUGAGCUCAAAAAUGCAAAGAGGAAUGCCAAGAUCUAUGAGAAAAUGGCCAAAAGGUUUUUUGAACUUACUGGGGAGCAUCGCCACAGAGAAGAGAUUAAAAUGAAAAUUACCAACAUGACCUUCCAGUACAGGAAGCUGAAGUGCACAACUGAUGGCAGAACAACCCCGCCAGACUGGCCCUACUAUCAACCAAUCGAUAAAAUCCUGUCCAAAGUGUCAGACUCCACAACAACAAACAAGUUUGACAUUCUCCAGUCUGCACCUUCCACCUCCCAGACAGAAGCCUCUCCAUCACUACCUCCCAGCUCUCCGCCAUUCUUUCUACCAGAAUGCAUGGGCUCAUCUGAAGAAAACCAGAGGCGUGAUGAAGACGAAGGCUCUGUCAGUUCUGUUAGUUUCCACUCCGUUGAGGCCGGCUCUGAAUCCAUGCCUAACAAACGAAGAAAAUUUUUCACAGGCAGCCUGAAGAAAAAGAAACUGAAGCUAAUGGAAGCCAUGCUGAUAGAGCAGAAGAAAGUAAGCAGGGCAUUAGAAGAAACCUGCAGGGAGGUACGAAGGGUCAUGCAUCAGCAGAACUUUCUACAGGUGCAGAGUCUUCAGCUUCAAGAACGAAUGAUGAACCUACUGGAGAAAAUGAUCUCUCCUGCACCUCCACACAACUGGCCUCAGAGGUCAUAGCAAAUGGGUAAACUUUGAAUGGCUAGGCCACAGACCUCUUUAGAGGACUCGCUGGUAGCACUACACUGUGUUCAAUUGACAAGUGUGCACCAAUAUCACUUUUUAGUGUGGACUAUAAUGAAAAUGCCGUGAUUCUUAGCAUAUGUUACCUGUUUCAGAUAUCGUAAUGUGUAGUUUAAAGAACCUAAUGAAUCAUUAAGUACAUCCUGCUCCGUUUAAACUUUGUUUACUUUAAAUCCAUACUUUAUUUUGACUGGAUUUUUCAAAUUAGGGUUUGGAGUACAUUUCCAUCUUGAAAGUGAGCUUCAUGCUCAGUCAAAUCAGUCAAAGUGCAGCUUGCUAGGUUAAAAGGUUUGUUAUAUUGCUCUGUUUUCUUAUAUUCAGGGAGAACAGGGAAGGCAUCCAUUAUCUGCAUGCUGCUGUGUUUAUUACAGCAGCUGCCACUGGCCUAUCUGUCCCAUAUAUACUAGUGGAUAACCAGAGCUGGGAACUGUGCCAUAUGUUUGUAGUACUGAACAAAGACAAUUUCACAAAAUGAAUAAUGGACAAGCAGUUUAAGACGACUGCCCCAGUCACUGCCACAAUUCAAGACACAAGCGGAAAUCUUAAGAAAUCUGUGAGGCAUCAGUUACUGCAAGGAGCUGCUCAGAUGAGUUCCUGUCACAGAGGGCCGUGUGGUAUGCCAUUAGAGAGGAGGACCCUGGCAGUUUCUCUUAGAAAUCUGUGAUCCAGGCUACUUUGAAAUUUUAAAGAAAACGAAAUGAAACUGAUAUUCCAGGCAAUAGACCUGCUGGAGAUCUUUUAAAAGUACUGUAUUAAUAGAAAUAUCAUUGUUUUUGUAGUCCUAGUUACAUGCUCCUCCUGUUAACAUUACAACUUAAUAAUGUACUACACAGGUUCAGGGCCUGUUUUAAGUGUGCCAUCCAUUUCGUUUACCAAGGUUUAUGUAGCAACGACAAGGAAGAUGAAAGGUCUAUUCUGUGUUUCUGUACAGCUUUAUUUAAAUAUUGCUGCUAUCUUUUUAAUGCACUGUGAUUAGUAUUAUCAUGGAUAAAGCUUCUGUAUCAAGCGUGGUCAUCUGAAGUAUUCUUACAUUAUGGGACAGGACAUGGUCUCUCCACAAGCAGGCUCUAGUCCUUCUGAUUAAUCCUGUAACUGCUCAUCUUGCAUGGUGCCACUCACCGGCAGAGUGAAAUUUCUCGCUUUUGCUCCUACAUCCCCAUGUGCAGCUUUGCUUGAUUGACAUCUGUUUAUGACUGAAUGCAAGUGUGGAUGCUUUGUUUGCCCAGUGAUGGACUCCUGCCACAUGUAAGUUGGUCUCUGCCAGUCACCAGUGUUGCUAGGAAAGGCUCCAGCCCUUCUUCAGCCCUGAAAUGUACUAAGGGGGUUUAAAGAUGGACAGAUGAACUUCCAGGUUCUGCAUUCCCCUUUCUUCUUUUUUGUCUUAGUUUACAAUGAUUGGACCCAGGGGUUCAUUUUCUCUUAUAGUAAGGGGUGAUCAGUUAAUUGUAUUGUAUUUUUAAUAGUAAUAACGAGCACUAUAUUACUACAUGAAGUUUUCAUGAGUUUAACGUACUAUUAUGGCUGCACCACACUGCUUUACAUCUUUUGGAUUACAUAGUCAUAAUGCACUAUUAGACAGGGACGUGUGGUCAGGGGAGGCAGGUGGGGGAAAAGUAAAAAAAA
This is a messenger RNA of Polypterus senegalus (gray bichir), 2639 nucleotides long. RefSeq names its product Myb/SANT-like DNA-binding domain containing 1 (gene msantd1). NCBI's taxonomy places the organism in Eukaryota, Metazoa, Chordata, Cladistia, Polypteriformes, Polypteridae. The coding region runs from base 153 to 953 and encodes 266 amino acids. The transcript is spliced from 3 exons. The record is from RefSeq and is a predicted model, not a curated record. Gene Ontology annotation, cellular component: nuclear body. Gene Ontology annotation, biological process: positive regulation of DNA-templated transcription.